Jatropha curcas is the source of this 1071-nucleotide messenger RNA. RefSeq lists its product as uncharacterized. Lineage: Eukaryota; Viridiplantae; Streptophyta; Magnoliopsida; Malpighiales; Euphorbiaceae. The record is from RefSeq and is a predicted model, not a curated record.
CUCCAAACCAAAAACCAGUGAGCCACAGUUGUAAAGCAACCAAAGCGAAGUUGACAUAUCACUUGCCGACCCAUCAUCUGUUUCAUAUCGGAUCUCUUUCUCUAUCAUUAAAAUCAUUCCCCACUCUAAAGUACAGCUCUGAUAUAGCAGCAAUGGCUACAUUGUUUCUCGUACUCCCUCUUCUCUUUGUUUCUGCUUCUGCUAAUUUUCAUAACGUGGUAAAAGUAACAGAUAACCCUGCGGAUGAACUGGUGGCUGUGCUUACAAGCAAUAGGACCGCACACAAGGGAUCAACCCUCUAUGACAAUCCAGGCCUAGCCUGCAUUGCUUUACAAUACAUAAAAGCCUAUCAAGGGGAUUGUGGUGCUGUUGGAGGACCAGAUGCCAAGAAACCUGCUGAAUCUGAAUUUGCUGAAACUUUUGCUCCUACUUGUGGAGUAACAGUCUCAACUCUCACUCCAAUAACUGGUCGUUUACUUGCCUGCCAGUCCAAGUAUGUCGAUCCAGCUGAAGCAUUCUCAGAUAUUCUCAUGAAAAACAGCAAGAGCUUAGAGAUUCUAUACGAUAAGAAUCACACUGAAGUCGGGGCUGCGGUUACUGGCACUGAUGGUGGAUCUCCCUAUUUUUGGUGUGUAUUGUUCAGCAAUGGUAAGCGAAACAGUAGCUUUGCUUUAGAGGGAGGUGUGGCUAAGGUAACAAGACCUGGAUGCUUUAGUGGUGCUAAUGAUCAAUGCAAUGGUGCUAGUGGUUGGCCCAAGCCUCUUGCUCUAUGGCCCUAUGCUGCUGCUUUGUUUGCACUGAUAUAUGCAUUUGUUCUAUAAUUCCUUCCUUUUCCGGACUUGAAGUGUUAUCCACUUGAUUUUCAAGCCCUCUCUUUUUUUGUUCUAUUGUAUUAGAUGGCUUGGCCCUAGUAAUUGUUUGUUUUAAUCAUUAUUUCAUGUCAUUUUGAGUGUAAUACUGAGCCAUUCUUUUUUUUUUUUUUUAUUCAGUUUUCUUUUCAUUUAUGUAAUAUUCUGGACCACCUGAAUAUGCUCCAAGAAAUGCAUUUCUUUUUAUCUUUUUCCCCUUUAA